Molecule: messenger RNA, 7423 nt
Organism: Anolis carolinensis (green anole)
Lineage: Eukaryota; Metazoa; Chordata; Lepidosauria; Squamata; Anolidae
Exons: 5
Coding region: 4668-5780 (370 amino acids)
Source: RefSeq, a predicted model, not a curated record
AGGGCAACUUACUAGUUAUAUGUACAUACAAUAUAUUAUAUAUUUAGCAUAGCACAACAUAAACAUUAUACUGUAUAUACUCGAGUAUAAGCUUAGUUUUUCAGCCUUUUUUUAGGACUAAAAAAACCUCCUCGGCUUAUUUAUUUGUUUUAUUUAUUUACAGCAUUUAUAUUCCGCCCUUCUCACCCCGAAUGGGACUCAAGGCGGAUCACAUUACACAUAUAUUUACUUUACUCUAUUUUUAUUAUUAAUAAUACAUUUAUUAUUUUACUCCAUUUAUUAUUACAUUUAUUAUUUUACUGCAUUUAUUAUUAUUAUUAUUACAUUUAUUAUUUCACUCUAUUACUAUUAAAAGGAUACCUAAGCACAUUUACAUUGAAAAAGAUGAAAAUAGUGAUUUAAUCAGAGUUGAACAGUCAUAUCUUAAAUUACAGUUUGAUGUAAAGAUUCAAAAACAUUUAAACUGAUGCCUCAAUUAAUGUAAUUUUAUUGGUAUCUUAGCUUAUACUGGAGCCAAUGUUUUCCCAGUUUUUUGUGGUAAAAUUAGGUGCCUCGGCUUAUAUUUGGGUCGGCUUAUACUCGAGUAUAUACGGUAAAUAUAUCAUCUGGAGAAUCCACAUCAAUAAAUUAAUUAAGCAUUCUAACAUUACACGUAUAGGCAAACAUUCAAUGCCUUUUAGCAUAGAACAAAGACAAACAAACAUAGGCUCCGAGCGGGCCUCGAACUCAUGACCUCCUGGUCAGAGUGAUUCAUUGCAGCUGCUCUCCAGCCUGCGCCACAGCCCAAGCCUUAUACUUGGGUGAGGGUCCUGGUGGGCUUAUAUUCAGGUCGGCUUAUACUCAAGUAUAUAUGGUAUAUUUAUUAUUUUUCUCUACUACUAUUGGUAUUGUUACAUUUAUUAUUUUACUCUAUUGCUUAUUAUUAUUACAUUUAAUAAUAAUACAGUAGAGUCUCACUUAUCCAACAUAAACGGGCCAGCAAAAUGUUGAAUAAGCGAAUAUGUUGGAUAAUAAGGAGGCAUUAAGGAAAAGCCUACUAAACAUCAAAUUAGGUUAUGAUUUUACAAAUUAAGCACAAAAAUAUAAUGUUAUACAAGAAAUUUGACAUAAAAAGUAGUUCAAUAUGCAGUAAUGCUAUGUAGUAAUUACUGUAUUUACGAAUUUAGCACCAAAAUAUCACAAUGUAUUGAAAACAUUGACUACAAAAAUGCGUUGAAUAAUCCAGAAUGUUGGAUAAGCGAGUGUUGGAUAAGUGAGACUCUACUGUAAUAAUAAUAAUAAGUUUAUUUAUAUCCCGCCUCCAUGUCUCCCGAAGGGGACUCGGGGCAGCUUACAGCAAAAUCAAAAUACAAGCGAUGAUAAAAUAUGAAACAUCAAAGGACAACAACAAAAACCAAUAAUAAAAUAUACACAAUAGGCGAAAAAACACAACAAAGAAUUAAAACAUCAAAUUAAAAACAAUGAGGUUGCAAUAGUGGAUAAGCAAAGGUGCACAUUAUGAGUAACAAAUUCAUAAAUAGAUAAAGUGCAUUAGAAUCAUUUAAGGUUCUUUAUUAUUUUACUCUUAUUGUUGUUACUUUUAGAUUUAUUUUACUGUAUUUUUAUUAUUAUUAAUACAUUUAUUAUUUUACUGCAUUUAUUAUUAUUACAGUGCAUUAAAGCACUGAGCUGCUGCACUUGCGGACCAAAAGGUCCCAGGUUCAAAUCCCGGGAGUGGAAUGAGCACCCGCUGUUAGCACCAGCUCCUGCCAACCUAGCAGUUCGAAAACAUGCAAAUGUGAGUAGAUGAAUAGGUACCGCUCCGGCGGGAAGGUAACGGCGCUCCAUGCAGUCAUGCCAUUGGCCACAUGACCUUGGAGGUGUCUACGGACAACGCCGGCUCUUUGACUUAGAAAUGGAGAUGAGCACCAACCCCCAGAGUCAGACAUGACUGGACUUAAGAUCAGGGGAAACCUUUACCUUUACCUUAUUAUUAUUAUUACAUUUAUUUUUUCACUCUAUUAUUGUUGUUACUUUUACAUUUACUUUAUUCUUAUUAUUAUUAAUGCAUUUAUUAUUUUACUCUGUUAUUACAUUUAUUAUUUUACUGCAUUUAUUAUUAUUAUUACAUUUAUUAUUUCACUCUAUUAUUAUUAAAAGGAUACCUAAGCACAUUUACAUUGAAGAAGAUGAAAAUAAUGAUUUAAUCAGAGUUGAAGAGUCAUAUCUUAAAUUACACUUUGAUGUAAAGAUUCAAAAACAUUUAAAUUACUGAUGUCUCAAUUAAUGUAAUUUUAUUGGUAUCUCGGCUUAUACUGGAGCCAAUGUUUUCCCAAUUUUUUUGUGGUAAAAUUAGGUGCCUCGGCUUAUAUUCGGGUCGGCUUAUACUCGAGUAUAUACGGUAAAUAUAUCAUCUGGAGAAUCCACACCAAUAAAUUAAUUAAGCAUUCUAACUUGUGGAGCCCAUGUGGUGCAAUGGGUUAAGCCCUUGUGCUGGCAGGACUGCUGACCAAAAGGUUGGCGGUUCCAAUCCGAAGAGUGGGGUGAGCUCCCAUCUGUCAGCUCUAGCUGUGGGGAAAUGACAGACGCCUACAAGAUGGUAAAACAUCAAACAUUUGAGUAUCCUCUGAGCAGCGUCCUUGCAGACAGCCAAUUCUCUCACACCAGACGCAACUUGCAGUUUCUCGUCACUCCUGACAUGAAAAAUAUUCUAAUUUGUAUCAAAUUAACUCUACUGGAUGAAAUAAAGACAUUUCCUCUUGCCUAGAGCCAAAGCCAUUCAAAUUGAGAGAUUUCCACCUUUCCUGUAUGGAGGGACCACCAAAAGAGAUCUGUUAAAGGCAUUUGGAUCCUUUAUAUUAAAGUCUUAAGAGAAUGUGACGAAUUGUCUUAAAUUAACUCACUGCAUCGGACAUAAAAAAUUGCAAAAAUUUGGUAACUCACGAAAGCGGCAAGAGAUAGGCUGUGUUACCCAAAAAUAGCCUCCCUGGCAUUUUGAAAUGUUAAUAAUAUUGUUGAAAGCGUUUGCGAAUUAAGGACAAGCAAUUCAUCCCAGGCCUUGUGCUACCCGUGUCAGGUUUUGAAGAGGCGCAGUUUUUUGACUCAAUUAGAGCAGCAAACAGAGCAUCAUCGCAUUUCCAUUUGAAAAGCUUGUGAAUAAUGAAUGAAAUGCAAUAUAGGCCCAGGAUAGGGACGAGAACGCUCCCAAGGGAAGGAAACCUGAGCUGCAGAAUCAUUCUGCAGAGAACAAGCCAAGAAAAGACUUUUGUGCAUAUCGUCUUCUCAAACAGGCGUUUCAUUUUGCACUAGUUCAGAACACGACGAUCGCGUUUUGCUGUCUUGGUGAGAUCAAGUAUUCAAUCCCUUUGCUCUGUAUAAAUUCAGCAGCAUAAUAAUAACAUAGCAAAACAAUCUUGCAGUCGGUAAGCCAAUAUACUUCUGCUUAAAAGCUUUGUUUUGCUGUAAUAGUCAAUGCACAGCUUCUUCCAGACAAGGAAUGAGAAUCCCUGCCCCAUAAUAAUAAUAAUAAUAAUAAUAAUAAUAAUAAUAAUAAUAAUAAUAAUAAUAAUAAUAAUAAUAUGAUCCAUUGGAACUUAUGCCUCAAGUACCACCUCCCAGCAGUAAAGAACUGGUGGGAUCACAAACCUGCAAAGGUCAUGGAAAAUGAACACGCAAAGAUACUGUGGGACUUCCGAAUCCAGACUGACAAAGUUCUGGAACACAACACACCAGACAUCACAGUUGUGGAAAAGAACAAGGUUUCGAUAAUUGAUGUUGCCAUCCCAGGUGACAGUCGCAUUGAUGAAAAACAACAGGAAAAACUCAGCCGCUAUCAGGACCUCAAGAUUGAACUUCAAAGACUCUGGCAGAAACCAGUACAGGUGGUCCCGGUGGUGAUGGGCACAUUGGGUGCCGUGCCAAAAGAUCUCAGCCGGCAUUUGGAAACAAUAGACAUUGACAAAAUUACGAUCUUCCAACUGCAAUAGGGCAGCCUGCUGGGAUCUGCAUGCAUCAUCCAAAAAUACAUCACGCAGUCCUAGACACUUGGGAAGUGUUCGACUUGUGAUUUUGUGAUAUGAAAUCCAGCAUGUCUAUCUUGUUUGCUGUGUCAUACAACGUCGUUGUGUCAAUAAUAAUGAUAAUAAUAAUAAUAAUAAAUGGGACCCUGAAGAAGGAGACAGAAGGCCUGAUCCUUGCAGCCCAGGAGCAAGCCAUCAGAACAAAUGCAAUUCAGGCCAAGAUCGAAAAAUCAGCUGAUGACCCAAAAUGCAGACUGUGCAAGGAAACCGAUGAAACCAUUGAUCAUAUCCUCAGCUGCUGUAAGAAAAUCGCACAGACAGACUACAAACAGAGGCACAACUAUGUGGCCCAAAUGAUUCAUUGGAACUUAUGCCUCAAAUACCACCUCCCAGCAGCAAAGAACUGGUGGGAUCACAAACCAGCAUUCAGUGCCAGCACAAUUAUAGGGCCAGCCUAUCCAUGACUAUAAUGUGAAAAACAAUAAAUGCCUGGGAUCUACCCGUGGCUUGUACAGGGAUCAUCCCUUUGAAGCCCCAACGCAGCCCUCUCAGAAAGAGGUGGAGGUUAGGACCCAGGGGGGCUUUCUGUAUCUUCCCAGCUGGGCUGCUUUAGCCAUUUGCCUUUGGUGCAAAACCAGGUAACAACAACCCAGAGUGUUUGUAUCAGACAUGCACCGAGUUUACCAGCCGCUCCUACCCACGGCCAACCGGUAUCUGCAGGAGAAAUGGGACGAGGCCGAUUACAAGAACCAUCGCAUAAAGGUGGAACUAGCUGUGCCUGUUGUGAGCACAAAAACAACACCAACGCCUUUCCAUUUACAGGUGAAUUUGAAGAAAAUGCAGCUGGAAAAGGAGCGCCAAGCACUUUGGCAUCGGGAGAAUCUUUUGCAUUCGGCCAAGUUGAGGGGAAUCAAACAGUCUCAGGGACGAAUAGACAAUUGGAAUGCCUACUGUAUUCGCAGCUUAAAUGCCGAGAAGCGCCGCCGGGAUCUUGCGCACAUUUACUGGGAGAACCAACAGCUGCUGAAGCGUCUGGAAGGAAGGAAGUCGGAACUGGCUCAGGAGCGUUGGCAGGAAAACUGGCACAAGGAAGAGAUUAUCCGCCACCGCAUCGCCCAUUAUCCCCGCGGGUGGGGAGGCUGCCAGCCUAACAAAGUGAGAUGGAAGCAGCAGACAAAGAGCAAGGAGACAACUGGAGGCAGCCCUGUUUUGUCUUCGGGAAGAAGUCCUAUACUUCGCAACACUAAGAAUAAUGAAAAUAUGCUGGGCAAGAGCUUCUGGGGAAGUGGAAAUGAGUCCCGCCUUGAAGGGUUGGUAGCUGCUCCCAUGCCUUCAACAACCCUUGGGAGAAAAAAGGAUGUUGUUGAUGCGUCUGGGGACCUGGCACAGCGGUCAAGCAAGGGACGGGGCUCUUCUGCCAAGCAAGACGCCUUGACGUCUGCCACCAAGUCCCAUGCCUCCAUAAGGAAGAGCCUCAAGCUCCCCGAGAACAACCAGAGUCCAGAUCCAGAGGAGACUCUCGAAGUCUCACCCACUUGGGAUGCUGAAGUUCGCUACGGAAGGAGUGAGAAGGGCCCAAAGCUGUGCAAAAAAUCCAUCCUGUGGACUUUAGUGCCGGACGAAUCCUGGAAAUUAUCUGCCAGGAAGUCUCCAGAAGGAAACUGCAGCUGGAGCCGGAGUGAAUCACAAAGCGGGUCUUCCACUUCUUCUGCAACAUCUGUCAAGAGCUCCCUCUCUUUGGUCCAAGCAGAUGAAAACAGCCCUAGAGCCAUAGAACCUUAGGGUGCAUAUAAUAUAUUAGAUAGAUAGAUAGAUAGAUAGAUAGAUAGAUAGAUAGAUAGAUAGAUAGAUAGAUAGAGAUAUUAUUACAAUAUGACAGCCAUAGAACCUUAGGGUGCAUAUAAUAUAUUAGAUAGAUAGAUAGAUAGAUAGAUAGAUAGAUAGAUAGAUAGAUAGAUAGAUACAGAUAUUAUUACAAUAUGACAGCCCUAGAGCCACAGAAUCUUAGGGUGCAUAUAAUAUAUUAUUUUAUUAUAUUAUAUUAUAUUAUAUUAUAUUAUAUUAUAUUAUAUUGAUAGAUACAGAUAUUAUUACAAUAUGACAGCCCUAGAGCCACAGAAUCUUAGGGUGCAUAUAAUAUAUUAUUAUAUUAUAUUAUAUUAUAUUAUAUUGAUAGAUACAGAUAUUAUUACAAUAUGACAGCCCUAGAGCCACAGAAUCUUAGGGUGCAUAUAAUAUAUUAUUAUAUUAUAUUAUAUUAUAUUAUAUUAUAUUAUAUUAUAUUAUAUUAUAUUAUAUUAUAUUAUAUUGAUAGAUACAGAUAUUAUUACAAUAUGACAGCCCUAGAGCCACAGAAUCUUAGGGUGCAUAUAAUAUAUUAUUAUAUUAUAUUAUAUUAUAUUAUAUUAUAUUAUAUUAUAUUAUAUUAUAUUAUAUUGAUAGAUACAGAUAUUAUUACAAUAUGACAGCCCUAGAGCCACAGAAUCUUAGGGUGCAUAUAAUAUAAUAUAUUAUAUUAUAUAGAUAGAUAGAUAGAUAGAUAGAUACAGAUAUUACUACAAUAUGACAGCCCUAGAGCCACAGAAUCUUAGGGUGCAUAUAAUAUAUUAUUAUAUUAUAUUAUAUUAUAUUAUAUUAUAUUAUAUUAUAUUAUAUUAUAUUAUAUUAUAUAGAUAGAUACAGAUAUUAUUACAAUACGACAGCCCUAGAGCCAUAGAAUCUUAGGGUUCAUAUAAUUAUAUUAUAUUAGAUAGAUACAUACAUACAUACAUACAUACAUACAUACAGAUAUUAUUACAAUGUGACAGCCCUGGAACCACAGUAUCUUAGGGUGCAUAUAUUAUUAUAUUAUAUUAUAUUAUAUUAUAUUAUAUUAUAUUAUAUUAUAUUAUAUUGAUAGAUACAGAUAUUAUUACAAUAUGACAGCCCUAGAGCCACAGAAUCUUAGGGUGCAUAUAAUAUAUUAUUAUAUUAUAUUAUAUUAUAUAGAUAGAUACAGAUAUUAUUACAAUAUGACAGCCCUAGAGCCAUAGAAUCUUAGGGUUCAUAUAAUUAUAUUAUAUUAUAUUAUAUUAUAUUAUAUUAUAUUAUAUUAUAUUAUAUUAUAUUAUAUUAGAUAGAUAGAUAGAUAGAUAGAUAGAUAGAUAGAUAGAUAAAUAGAUAGAUACAGAUAUUAUUACAAUGUGACAGCCCUGGAACCACAGUAUCUUAGGGUGCAUAUAUUAUUAUAUUAUAUUAUAUUAUAUUAUAUUAUAUUAUAUUAUAUUAUAUUAUAUUAUAUUAUAUUAUAUUAUAUUAUAUUGAUAGAUACAGAUAUUAUUACAAUAUGACAGCCCUAGAGCUACAGAAUCUUAGGGUUCAUAUAAUUAUAUUAUAUUAUAUUAUAUUAUAUUAUAUUAUAUUAUAUUAUAUUAUAUUAUAUUAUA